Molecule: messenger RNA, 1089 nt
Organism: Hymenoscyphus albidus
Lineage: Eukaryota; Fungi; Ascomycota; Leotiomycetes; Helotiales; Helotiaceae
Source: the annotation of a GenBank genome assembly
AUGUCCAGGCCCCUCAUCCGCACCCUCACAACCACAACACGACGCUCCAACUCCUCCCUACACAAUGUCUCCCAAUCACACUCCUCGGUUCUCCCACCGAUUGAAAAACUCCUCUGGCGACACGGCGAGGAUACCAUGAUCGAGGAGUUUCGACGACGAGCUUUUAUCCCGGAAACGCCUGUUUUGAUAACGAGUGAGGAUCCUGCGAGGGGGGUUUGGGAUGGUGUGGUGGGGGCGGGGAGGAAGUGGUUUGUGUCUGAGUCUGGUGGGGAGUCAAAGGUGGUUCUGGAGUACCUGGGCAGGUUUGGAGAAACGAUAUUACCUUAUGAACUUGUUCUACCUGAGAAUCUUGAUGGGGAUGUGAAGUGGGGGAAAGAUGUUGAAGAGGAGAAUAUAUCCAAGAUCCUCGCGCUUGUCGCACAGAGAAAACCACAAACACAACAUGAAUCACCAUUACUUAACGAAGCCAUCUCCACCCUCUACAGCCAAACCACCCCCUCCCAAACCUUCCACCGCUUCCACGCGCCUCUCUCGCUCCUCCUCUAUGCCUCCAUCUUAACAUCCACCUCCACCUCCACCUCCCAAUCCUCUAUCCCUCAACCUACAUUACAAAACCUCUACAUCGCCCAAGCCCAACUCCUCGACCUCCCCCCAGAGCUCCGCGCCGACCUCCCACUUCCCUCCCUCGUCCUCCACGCCGGCAAGGGCGAUCUCUACGAUGCGAAUCUCUGGCUUGGUAUCCCGCCUACCUACACGCCUUUGCAUGCGGACCCGAAUCCGAAUUUGUUUGUGCAACUUGCGGGGCGGAAACGGGUGAGGCUUUUUCCUAAGGAGGUGGGGAGGGGGAUGUUGGGGUUAGCUAGGGGGAAUGGGGGUUUUGGGGGGAUUGGGAUUAGAGGUGAGGAGAUGAUGGAGGGUAAGGAGAGGAGGGUUUUGGAUGGAUUGGUUUGGGGGGGUGAUGAGAGUGGAAAGGGACGAGAGGUGGUUGUAAGGGAGGGGGAGGGGUUGUUUGUUCCGAGGGGGUGGUGGCAUUGUGUUGUUAGUGUGGGGGAGGGAGUUAAUGGGAGUGUGAAUUGGUGGUUUAGGUGA